Aspergillus japonicus CBS 114.51 is the source of this 999-nucleotide messenger RNA. RefSeq names its product glycoside hydrolase family 5 protein. Gene Ontology annotation, molecular function: hydrolase activity, hydrolyzing O-glycosyl compounds. The coding region runs from base 1 to 999 and encodes 332 amino acids. The transcript is spliced from 6 exons. NCBI's taxonomy places the organism in Eukaryota, Fungi, Ascomycota, Eurotiomycetes, Eurotiales, Aspergillaceae. Gene Ontology annotation, biological process: glucan catabolic process. The record is from RefSeq and is a predicted model, not a curated record.
AUGAAGCUACUCAACCUACUUGUUGCUGCUGCCGCGGCCGGCAGUGCAGUGGCGGCCCCUACCCACGAACACAAGAAGCGGGCGUCUGUUUUCGAAUGGAUCGGAUCCAAUGAGUCGGGCGCCGAGUUCGGCACCGCCAUUCCGGGAACUUGGGGUAUCGAUUACAUCUUCCCGGAUACUUCCGCCAUCGCGACCCUCGUCAGCAAGGGGAUGAAUAUCUUCCGCGUGCAGUUCAUGAUGGAAAGAUUGGUUCCGGACUCGAUGACAGGCUCGUAUGACGAGGCAUACCUAAACAAUCUCACGACGGUGGUGAACGCCAUCACGGCUGCGGGUGUCCAUGCCAUCGUAGACCCUCACAAUUACGGACGAUACAACAACGAAAUCAUCUCCAGCACCGAGGACUUCCAGACCUUCUGGCAGAACCUCGCCGGGCAAUUCAAGGACAACGACCUGGUCAUCUUCGAUACGAACAACGAAUACAACACCAUGGACCAAACCCUGGUGCUGGACCUCAACCAGGCGGCGAUCGACGGCAUCCGGGCGGCCGGCGCCACCUCCCAGUACAUCUUCGCGGAGGGCAACUCGUGGUCCGGGGCGUGGACCUGGGCGGACAUCAACGACAACAUGAAGGGGCUGACCGAUCCGCAGGACAAGCUCGUCUACGAGAUGCACCAGUACCUCGACUCGGACGGGUCGGGGACGUCCGGCGUCUGCGUGUCGGAGACGAUCGGCGCGGAGCGCCUGCAGGCCGCCACGCAGUGGCUGAAGGACAACGGGAAGGUGGGCAUCAUUGGCGAGUAUGCCGGCGGAGCCAACGACGUCUGUCGCACGGCCAUCGCGGGGAUGCUGGAGUACAUGGCCAACAACACGGACGUGUGGAAGGGCGCGGUCUGGUGGGCGGCUGGGCCGUGGUGGGCGGACUACAUGUUCAGCAUGGAGCCGCCUAGCGGCCCGGCUUAUAGCGGGAUGCUGGACGUUCUGGAGCCGUAUCUGGGGUGA